Molecule: messenger RNA, 525 nt
Organism: Aureobasidium musti
Lineage: Eukaryota; Fungi; Ascomycota; Dothideomycetes; Dothideales; Saccotheciaceae
Source: the annotation of a GenBank genome assembly
AUGAUCGUGUUCUAUCUGCUCCUCGCAGUUUUUAGUGUCGGAGUAGGUAGCAUCCUUGGCUCUGACGACUUCCUUGUAGCCUUUGGUGCUGGUUACGGUUUUGCUCGGGAUGGCUGGUUCAGCAAGAAGAUCAAGGACGCCCAUCUCCCAGAUGUUACUGACCUGCUGCUCAAUUCUGCCAUGUUCAUCUAUCUCGGUACAAUCAUGCCUUGGGAAGCAUUUAGCGCUCGCGACAUUACUCCUUAUGUCACUCCAUGGAGACUUUUGGGUUUCGCCGCUCUGGUCUUGUGCUUCCGCCGCAUUCCCAUCAUGCUUGCAAGCUACAAGAUCAACCCUGACAUCCGCACCUUUCGUGAAGCACUCUUCUGUGGACACUUUGGACCCAUGGGUUUGGGUGCGAUCUUUUGGCCAUUGAAGCUCGUGCAACUCUCGAGACCGGCACCAGCGAACCGUUGCCUCACCCUCCAAAGUUCUCGCCACCUUACUCGAACCGCGAGAAGGCAGUCGAAAUGCUCUGGCCUGUGA